Molecule: messenger RNA, 234 nt
Organism: Pieris macdunnoughi
Lineage: Eukaryota; Metazoa; Arthropoda; Insecta; Lepidoptera; Pieridae
Source: the annotation of a GenBank genome assembly
AUGAAGGAAAACGUCGUGAGUAAACUAACACGCCUUAGAAACAAAAUUGAUGAUGUAUAUGAUCCGCCAAUGCGCAGUUGGCAAGGUAAUUGCUGUGAGGAGGCGCGUGAUGGCGAGGGCGACGAAGCUGAGCCACAGAAUGAUCACUUGCCAAAACCAACUGCGGGUCCGACUGAUACUGUAUGUACACUACCAGAAGAACAGCUUAAAAUUACGAGGUCACCAUUGCGAUAA